Exophiala viscosa is the source of this 1043-nucleotide messenger RNA. Its product is annotated as mitochondrial outer membrane translocase complex, subunit Tom22. The transcript has 2 exons. The record is from RefSeq and is a predicted model, not a curated record. The coding region runs from base 139 to 606 and encodes 155 amino acids. Gene Ontology annotation, cellular component: mitochondrial outer membrane. NCBI's taxonomy places the organism in Eukaryota, Fungi, Ascomycota, Eurotiomycetes, Chaetothyriales, Herpotrichiellaceae. Gene Ontology annotation, biological process: intracellular protein transport.
UCACGACUUCAGCAUUUCAACAUCUUCCCACACGCAAGACCUUUCCGUGUUGUAAGCGCAAAUUACUCCAUCACAGAGUGAACAGUAUCGACUAGCAAUCAAAACACACCAACUUCGAACACAACAUUCUCCGCGAAAAUGGUCAAGCUCGAAGUCCUCGAAGACGAGCACUUCGUCAACAAGCCCGAAGCCACCACCGACGGUGAACUUCUUGUUGAUGAUGACGAAGACUACACUGAUACCGACUCCGAGGUCUCCGACGACGCCGCCUCGGAAUCCGGCGACAUUGACGAAAGCCUGUACGACCGCAUCAUCGCCCUGCGCGACAUCAUCCCUCCUAAAGCCCGUGCGCGGAUCUCGAGCGUGACUUCCAGCGUAGUCUCCGCGACGUCGACGACCGUCAACUACUCCGGAAAGGGCCUGUGGGUGCUCGCGACGAGUGUGCUUUUGCUUGGUAUCCCGUACGCGCUUGCGUUGGGUGAGGAGCAGCAGUUCCUGGAGCAGGAGAGACAACAGCAGAUGAUGGCCGAGGGUGCUGCUGGGUUGAUCCAGAGUGGGAGUGGGGGUGCGGAACAGCAGCAAGGGCAGACUAAGGCUUCGUUGUAAGAUAUCUUUGCUGGGCAACAUGAGCAUGAGCAUGGGCAUGAUUGUGCGCAUACACAUCCGCAUGACAUCUGACUCGGGACCGGGUUGGCUAUGUCUUCUGGAGCGGCUAUCCCUGCUUGUAUCAAAGUAUGGUCUGGGAUGAUUGUGUAGGAGUAUGUGGAGGAGAGUGCGGUGUCUGCGGCUGCUGAUCGUGGAAGGCCGUGACGCAGAACCGGUGCAGGAAGAGAGGUAGGAUAUGUACGAUAUGGAGGAAACACACAACAACACAUGAGUCGAAGUCGGGAUUCAGGACAGGACUUGGUUUGACCGGGACCGCAGCCUUCGAUGACCGAUUACAGAGAGCAAUGGAUUCUCACGAUCUCGUCUCUACCCUACAAGAAUUUUAAUGUCUGUGCAAGCACGGAAUCAAAACUUUUAGGAAUGAACAGAAAGACCCA